GGACUUCUGAGAACUGAAGUACAAUUUCAACGAGGUCACUGAAGGAAAAGGCAUAUACUAGAAGAGAAUAGCUGUGUCCACAGGCGCACUUCCUCUGAUGCUGUUAAGAAACAAUAGCCAUGGGUUGUUUCCCGUGUCCUAGAAAAUCAAAGAAGAACCAGAACCAGAAGCCCAACUAUCCGAUCUCAUCAUCCUCAGAAAAAUCGAAGUUGAAUUCACCGCUGGUUGUAAAUGAGAAGUCUAAUGAUGGAGGAUCUGAUCGCAUUUCCGCACAAACAUUUGUAUUUCGUGAUUUGGCUGCUGCAACAAAGAAUUUCAGGGCUGAUUGUCUUUUGGGUGAAGGAGGUUUCGGCCGUGUAUAUAAAGGGCGAUUGGAGAGUUGCAGUCAGGUUGUCGCUAUCAAGCAACUUGAUCGUAAUGGGCUACAAGGGAACAGGGAAUUCCUCGUUGAAGUACUGAUGCUAAGCCUACUUCACCAUCCAAAUCUUGUUAACUUAAUUGGCUAUUGUGCUGAUGGAGAUCAGAGACUUCUGGUUUAUGAAUACAUGGCAUUAGGAUCUUUGGAAGACCAUCUACAUGACCUCCCACCUGAUAAAAAAAGACUUGACUGGAAUACGAGAAUGAGAAUAGCUGCGGGUGCUGCAAAGGGCUUGGAGUACUUACAUGACAAAGCUAACCCCCCUGUGAUUUAUCGUGAUUUGAAGUGCUCAAACAUUUUGCUUGGUGAAGACUAUCAUCCCAAGCUAUCUGAUUUUGGCUUGGCCAAAUUAGGUCCUGUUGGGGAUAAGACCCAUGUAUCCACCAGAGUGAUGGGAACCUAUGGAUAUUGUGCACCUGAAUAUGCAAUGACUGGUCAGCUUACAUUGAAAUCUGAUGUUUAUAGCUUUGGGGUUGUUCUUCUGGAAAUUAUCACUGGGAGAAAAGCAAUUGACAACUCAAGGGCCGCUGGGGAACACAAUCUGGUUGCAUGGGCUCGACCCUUGUUCAAAGAACGAAAAACGUUUCCACAGAUGGCUGACCCAAUGCUCCAAGGCCAAUAUCCAGCGAGGGGCUUGUAUCAAGCCCUUGCUGUUGCUGCGAUGUGUGUUCAGGAACAACCCAAUAUGCGACCUCUCAUAACUGAUGUAGUUACGGCACUUACAUACCUUGCUUGCCAAAAAUUUGAUCCCGAAUCCCAGCCAGUCCCGGGCUCCCGGAUGGGUUCUUCCACUCCUAGAACCAGAAGGGAGCAAUGAAGUAGAUCAGCGACUGAUCAAGCCUGAAGCUUAUUUAAGCAGUUCCAUCAUCAGAAGCCCAAGAUGGGUUUUGCUGCCUCCUGAUAGCUGAAGUGCUGCAUGGGGAUGGUAAUGAAAUGGGUUUGUAGUUGUGAUACAGAGGUCAGUGGAUUGGUGCUUAGUUGUUUGCUAUUGGUGGCACAGAUGGUGUGUGCCCGUUUCUUAAUUUUGCAUCAAUCCAGAUAGCGGGUGCGAUGGCCAGUCUCACUACUGUCUCCUAACAGGAAGUAUGUUAUCUUUUUUCCCCCCUUUCCUCACUCUCUUUCACGCUACAAGAUUCUUUUACGAAAGAUUGAGCUUGGGGUUUUUGUAUCUAUAUAGAAACAGGUCCCCCUUAGUAUCCUCAUUUCUCCGUUGAGUUUUCAAGAGUUUUGGUAAAUAAUUCACCUUAUGCAUUUCAAC
Juglans microcarpa x Juglans regia is the source of this 1676-nucleotide messenger RNA. RefSeq names its product probable serine/threonine-protein kinase PBL7. The record is from RefSeq and is a predicted model, not a curated record. Gene Ontology annotation, molecular function: ATP binding; protein kinase activity. The transcript has 5 exons. Gene Ontology annotation, biological process: protein phosphorylation. Bases 120 to 1235 code for a protein of 371 amino acids. Lineage: Eukaryota; Viridiplantae; Streptophyta; Magnoliopsida; Fagales; Juglandaceae.